UAAAACUACGCUGUUCAUUAUCCCCCGUAUUCAAGCGCAUGGAGAUCCUUGCGCUGCGUCAACUUUGCAAACGACAGAAUUAGUUUGCGCGGAGGAAGAUCUUCCAAGCGGAAUUGAUAAAACACAGAAGAAGAAGAGGAAGAACGGUGCGAACGAGACGAAAGCGAGAUGCCAAAGUUCAGUAACUUGUUUGGCGCGAGGACAUACGCGACCAAAACCCGGACAUACUCUGAUGCGAUCGAGGCUUUGAAUUCGCUGCAGACUAAUUUUGCGACGUUGGAGGCGAUUCGCAAGUCGCAAAAGAAGUCGCAGGCGCUCGCGAUUCCGGAGAUGAUUGAAUGGACGAGACGGAUAGGGUAUAAGCCGUCUGACCUUGAUAAACUAAACAUCAUCCACGUCACCGGAACGAAAGGUAAAGGCUCGACAUGUGCGUUCACGCACUCAAUAUUAGCCCGCUACGUUCCGUCAGUUCUCUCAAAGAUCGGUCUAUACACCUCGCCCCAUCUCAAGUCCGUGCGCGAGCGAAUCUCAAUCAACGGCCGUCCGCUGCCGGAAGAAGCCUUUGCGCGGUACUUUUUCGAGGUCUGGGAUCGUCUUGAGAGUUCGUCGUCGCCGUCGCCGGAGGAAGAUGAGCGGUUUGCAGCGAUGGGAGCUGGCAUGAAACCCGUGUAUUUCAGGUUUUUGACGUUGCUUUCGUUUCAUGUGUUUUUGUCGGAGAAAGUUGAUACUGCGAUUUACGAGGUCGGAAUCGGAGGGGAGUAUGAUUCUACGAAUAUUAUUGAGCGGCCGACGGCGGUGGGGAUCUCGAGUAUUGGGAUAGAUCAUACGAGGGUGCUGGGAUCGACGUUGACGGAGAUUGCGUGGAAUAAGGGAGGAAUUAUGAAGACGGGGACAAAGGCGUUUAGUGUUGAACAGCCCAAGGAGGCAUGGGACGCACUGCAAGGUCGAGCUGACGAGAAGAAGGUUGAAUUGGUAGAGGUACCAGUCCACCCGAUCGUGAAGCAAACAAAACUAGGCAUCGACGCCGACUUCCAGCAGAUCAACGCCUCGCUCGCCGUCUCUCUCGCCCAGCAACACCUCACCGUUCUCGGACACCCUCCGAGCCCGGCCUGCGACGCGACGUCGUUAAACGACGAAUUCCUUGAAGGUCUCAAGACCGCCUCAUGGCCCGGUCGGUGUCAGACGAUAAUCGAGCCGGGCGAGAAGAAGAAGCUUGAAUGGCUUAUCGACGGCGCACACACGGACGAGAGCAUCACGGUCGCGACCAAGUGGUUUGGCAAGAAAGCGAGGAAGGACUCGCGCAAGGUGCUGGUGUUUAAUCAGCAGACGCGGGACGCGGGGUCGCUUGUUGGCAAGCUGCAUUCGAUUUUGGGAACAGAUGUGACUUUUGAUGAGGUUGUUUUCUGCUCGAAUAUUACGUGGUCUUCGGGGGAUUAUCAAUCAGAACUGACGUCGAUGAACACAUCCGAGCAAGAAGUCCGUGAUCUGGUGGUGCAGAAGCAGCUCGCAGAGCACUGGGCCAAGCUUGAUCCUGGCAGUAAGCCGACUGUCGUGCGCACGAUCGAGGAAGCGGUCAAGUACGUGCGCGGGCUGGAGUACGACGAUGUGCAGGUCUUGGUGACGGGCAGUUUGCAUCUCGUGGGUGGGCUGCUUGUGGUUCUUGAAGGACGCUGAGAUGGUUGUACGAUAGUAAUUAAUAAUUAAUG
Molecule: messenger RNA, 1706 nt
Organism: Myxozyma melibiosi
Lineage: Eukaryota; Fungi; Ascomycota; Lipomycetes; Lipomycetales; Lipomycetaceae
Product: Mur ligase
Exons: 5
Coding region: 169-1674 (501 amino acids)
Biological process (GO): tetrahydrofolylpolyglutamate biosynthetic process
Cellular component (GO): cytoplasm; mitochondrion; cytosol
Molecular function (GO): ATP binding; tetrahydrofolylpolyglutamate synthase activity
Source: RefSeq, a predicted model, not a curated record